Molecule: messenger RNA, 1718 nt
Organism: Teleopsis dalmanni
Lineage: Eukaryota; Metazoa; Arthropoda; Insecta; Diptera; Diopsidae
Product: sialin-like
Exons: 6
Coding region: 114-1607 (497 amino acids)
Biological process (GO): transmembrane transport; monoatomic anion transport
Cellular component (GO): plasma membrane
Molecular function (GO): transmembrane transporter activity
Source: RefSeq, a predicted model, not a curated record
AGAUAUAUGGCACGCCACAGGCAAUGAAAUUCGUUGUUUCCUGAACGAUAUUCUUCAUUGGAAUAAAGUACAAAUUUUUCAAUAUCAAAAGUUUUUAAUUAAGAGCAUUUAAGAUGGAGGACUCAGUAAAUAAUAAACAGAAUGGACACCAGUUGGAGUCAUUAACGCAUCCUGAAGAAAUUGCUGAAGCUGAACCACUGUCAUGGAGAUUUUGGAGGAAACGCCGGUACAUCGUAGUGCUGUUGGCCUUUUUUGGUUUCUUCAACGUCUACUCGAUGCGUGUAAAUUUGAGUGUGGCAAUUGUAGCAAUGACGGAGAACCGCACGACAAUUGACGCCAACGGUGUGGAAACGGUCGGACCUGAGUUUCCUUGGGACUCCAAACAAAAAGGACUUAUACUCAGUUCAUUCUUCUAUGGCUAUAUACUGACACAAUUCGCGGGCGGUUUUAUUAGUUCGAAAAUAGGUGGCAAUAUUGUUUUUGGCAUAGGCAUUGGUGCCACUGCUAUAUUGACACUAUUCACACCAAUGGCUGCGAAACAUAGUUUGGAUGCCUUCAUUGCUGUUCGUAUUAUUGAAGGUUUCUUCGAAGGUGUGACUUUCCCUUGCAUACACGCCGUCUGGUCACGUUGGUCACCGCCACUAGAGCGUUCACGUAUGGCUUCCAUUGCAUUUGCUGGUAACUAUGCAGGCACUGUCGUGGCUAUGCCAGCGUCAGGCUUACUUGCCACUGCUUACGGUUGGGAGAGCGUCUUCUAUGUGUUUGGUACCAUUGGUUGCCUUUGGUUAAUACUUUGGUUCAUUAUUGUGCGUUCUGGACCUGACAGAGAUCGUUUCUGCUCACAAGACGAACGUGAAUAUAUACAAAAAACUAUUGGCUACACUAGUGAACAAAAAGUAACACAUCCCUGGAGAGCUAUAUUCACUUCACUGCCGUUUUAUGCUAUUAUUGCUUCACAUUUCUCUGAAAAUUGGGGUUUCUAUACCUUACUUACGCAAUUGCCUACUUUCCUUAGAGAUACACUUGAAUUCAAUUUGGACAAAACUGGUUUCCUUGCUGCGGUACCAUAUUUGGCUAUGGGUAUCCUCUUGGGUGUUUCCGGUUACUUGGCCGAUAUGUUGCAAGUCAAGGGUAUUCUUACUACGACCCAAGUCCGUCGCUAUUUCAACUGUGGCGCAUUCUUGGCACAAACUGUUUUCAUGGUAUUGACAGCUUACCUAUUGGAUCCAACUUGGUCGGUUGUUUGCAUCACCAUUGCUGUAGGCUUAGGUGCUUUUGCCUGGUCUGGAUUUGCUGUAAAUCACUUGGAUAUAGCGCCACAACAUGCCAGUUUGCUUAUGGGUAUUGGUAAUACCAUUGCUACUGUUCCUGGUAUUGUCAGUCCUAUGUUGACUGGUUACCUUGUUGUUGAUGGUACAAGUGAUGAAUGGAAAGCUGUCUUCUUUAUCUCAGCUGGUAUUUACUGCAUCGGCUGCAUUAUUUAUUGGAUUUGGGCGUCAGGUGAACUACAAGAAUGGGCUAUGACUCCAGAACAAAGAGCGGCAGCAUUAGAACAGAAAGCACAAAAGAAUGGUCAUACAAAUGAAGCGCUCGAGCUGAAGGAAUAACGAAAACCAUUGUGAGCGAAACCUUUAUGGCGUAUCAAAUUAAAAUGAUACUAAUUUUAUAUUUAAGAAAAAAAAUGCCAAUGUAUUAUUACCUUUAUUUUAAUUUUUAUU